This is a messenger RNA of Pisolithus orientalis, 2018 nucleotides long. RefSeq lists its product as uncharacterized. The coding region runs from base 272 to 1981 and encodes 569 amino acids. Lineage: Eukaryota; Fungi; Basidiomycota; Agaricomycetes; Boletales; Pisolithaceae. The transcript is spliced from 3 exons. The record is from RefSeq and is a predicted model, not a curated record.
UUCAUUAAAUAUGGCUUAUUGGCUAAACAGUUCACAAUUUGCGGUCAAUGACUGUGACUUCUGUUCACUGACCCGCGCCCUGCUACAUCCAAUCUGUGGUCGAUGAUCGAUCGACUGAUUUAGUGAUAUCAAUUAAUCUACUAAUACUGAUUCUAGUGCUCUGCUGAAGUGCCAAAGUAGUGCCAUUGAUUAGCGCGAUUGGCACAUAUUGCUAACUUCCCUCCUGCUUGACCCUUCGAGAUGGACCACCCAAGGUCGGACCAUACUUCAAAUGCCAUUAAUGUCGAUUUGCCAAGACGUUGUACUGGAUAUCACACCUCAUGCUAUACCUCAGAGGUACCGUUUGAUAGAUUGCGAUCAGUUUGUGGAAGGUCAACUGCUCCGCAUCGAGGAAUUCACAGAUUUCCCAUCUGUCCAAUACGCCGCUAUAUCGUACGUCUGGAAAGGCAACCCUUUAGAGCCUUCCAAAGCAAAUAGUCACAAGAGUUUUUCUGUCGCUGGUGCGCUCGAUGGAGACCCGAUUAGCAUUUAUGCUCUGAACCAAGCCUGCUUGACUGCUGUUAAACAUGGGGCUCGUUACAUCUGGCUCGAUCGACUAUGCAUCAUGCAGACUAAUCCCGAAGACAAACACUGGCAGAUUAGGCAGAUGAGCGAGAUGUACAGGAAAUGCAACCCAUGCAUUAUUCUCCCGGGCGGUGUACAGAAACUUGUGCGGGUCGAUGAAGAGACUGACUGGAUUCACCGAGGAUGGACAUUGCAGGAGUUGCUGUUGCCAGAACGUGCUUUGGUGUUACUUGCGUGGAAGAUCGGAUCAGGCAUGGUGAUAGCUGGCGACGCGUCUGGUACCAUAACCGAAGUCACAGCAAACGAAUCAGCCGUGAUGUCAGCACCUGACAUACUAAAUGCCUGCGUUGCGGGUUGUAUCGAGUUCACCUCCCCCCGUUCAUCUUCUCCAUUACUCAUUCGCAGUCGUGUAUUCGGUUCUGCUUCGCCAAAUCUGUUCGCGACUUCUGUCGCUAUGUCGGAAGAACUAGCGGCCGACCCGGACGCGCGCAACCACGCCAUCUGGCAGAGUGCCCUCAUGCGAACGUCAUCGCGCCCUGUCGAUAUGGUGUUCAGUAUCAUGGGGCUCUUUGGGGUAAACCUCGACCCCAGUAAGUUCGAGAAGGAUGACCGCAUCGGCGCCACUGUUGCCCUCGCGAAGGAGAUACUGCGCCAAGGUGGCAGGGCAAGUUGGCUCGGCAUGUCCUUCCGGCUACCUCCGUGCAGCAUGCUGUGCACAUUCCCUGUUUUUGCAGAGACGAGUGUAUCUGGAAAAGCGCUGGUGCGCACGAAGACAGGUUUGCGAGAGGUGUCUAACUUCGUUGAUGGGGAGUAUCCGAAUGAACUAGGACUUGGCAUUUUACUAUCAGGAGGAACUAUGGAUGACGAUGGCUACUUCACGUUCUCAUCUCGGGCGGUUCGUUUAGUGGCUGUAACAAGCAAGCUGGACCGCGGGCACAAAGAUAAGACCAUCGAUUCAAGUCGUAGAUUGGUUACAUCGAUAAAUGGAAGCGUCUGGGAGAUCGUGGGAGAUGGACAUAUUGGUGAACCUGCUUCACUUGCAAAUACCCACGGCGUCAUACUGGGCUGGUUUCAAGAGUUCUAUCCUGGCGUCACUCUAGCCCAUAACCAACACUAUAUAAAGGGGAUGAUAGUCGAAGAACAUACUCCUGAAAGAUUUCACAUCGUGUCAUUCUUCUCCUUACACAUACGCGACAGGGCGUGGGUCAAGAGCUGGCAGGAGCGUCAAUUCAGUGUUGGAGGUCCAAAGCCGCUUAUGCGCAAGGGUCAUAUAACAGAGGAGGCCUUUGACGCUGUGCACUGUUUACCAGAGGAGGGUGAACGAUCAAGGAAAAGUGAGAGACAUGUCGCAGCCGCCAGGUCUGAAUGGGCGAUGUCUCAAGUCGAAGCAGAAGACUAUUACCUAACGUACACGUGACUACUGUGUGUGUACUGUCAGGCUUAUGUAAUUAAAA